AUGAGUAGGAGCAAAGUUUUCUUUGAUAUUUCUAUUGACAACAAAAGCGUUGGAAGAAUAGUGUUCGAACUAUUCACUGAUGUUACCCCACGAACAUGUGAAAAUUUUAGAUCUUUAUGUGCAGGCGAUAAAGUAGGUUCAAAAGGAAAAAACCUACAUUAUAAGAAUUCAAUUUUUCAUAGAAUUAUUCCACAGUUUAUGUGCCAAGGAGGAGAUAUAACAAAUGGAAACGGUUCAGGUGGAGAAUCCAUAUAUGGAAGAUCCUUUACAGAUGAAAAUUUUAAAAUGAAACAUGAUCAACCAGGCCUACUAUCUAUGGCUAAUGCAGGACCAAACACGAAUUCAUCUCAGUUUUUUAUUACCCUUGUUCCAUGCCCAUGGUUAGAUGGAAAGCAUGUUGUUUUUGGAAAGGUCAUCGAGGGAAUGAACGUAGUUAGGGAUAUGGAAAAGGAAGGAUCAAACAGUGGAUAUGUCAAGAGGCCUGUUGUCGUAACGAACUGUGGGGAAUUGUAG
Messenger RNA from Plasmodium gonderi, 513 nucleotides. RefSeq names its product cyclophilin. The transcript has a single exon. Bases 1 to 513 code for a protein of 170 amino acids. Gene Ontology annotation, molecular function: peptidyl-prolyl cis-trans isomerase activity. NCBI's taxonomy places the organism in Eukaryota, Apicomplexa, Aconoidasida, Haemosporida, Plasmodiidae. Gene Ontology annotation, biological process: protein folding; protein peptidyl-prolyl isomerization. The record is from RefSeq and is a predicted model, not a curated record.